Molecule: messenger RNA, 478 nt
Organism: Aspergillus steynii IBT 23096
Lineage: Eukaryota; Fungi; Ascomycota; Eurotiomycetes; Eurotiales; Aspergillaceae
Exons: 1
Coding region: 123-383 (86 amino acids)
Source: RefSeq, a predicted model, not a curated record
CUAACGCUGUCUAGCUCUGUGGUCUCACAAUAUUACACAGGGCCAUUCUUGCUGAAGGACAGGCGACGUGACAGCCAAGUCGCAGACACGAUGUGAGUGGGUCCCCGCCUUUGGGAUGGGCCAUGGGGGCAUGGCUUUUUUUUUUUUUUUUUCUCUCCCUCUUGGCCCCCAAAGAUUGUCAUUGGCACUUGGGUUCCAAGGAGUUAUUGGUUUCUUUCUUUCAUUCUUUUUUUUUUCUUUUUCGGACUGAGGAUUUUAUCUGGAUCAUGUAUUGUUUUAGGCAAUUUCCUCUCCGGUUUCCGUCCACCCCACCCCUUCUUUUUUCUUUUUCUUUUUCUUCUUCCUUUUGCGUUUUUCUUUUUUUUCGUGUUUUUAUUUUUUAACCCCCUCUGGACCAACAGCGCCCCUCUCCCCCAUGCCCUACAUAAGGUACUAAAAAAGGUAAUGUAUGUGCACAGCAGUCAUCCGGAACAGGGCC